AUGGCUUUCUACAACAUCAACCUCGUCGUGGCCAGCGAGCCGCCCAGCUCUCGCUCCCGCACGCACACCGUCGCCCCCGCGACGCCCAUUGUCGGCGGCCGCAAAGACGACAAGUUCCGCUUCACCGUCCUGCGCGACGGCCUCGUGCGCUACGAAUAUGCCCCGGACGGGCACUUUGAGGACCGGCCCUCCGCCUUCGCCGCCCUCCGCGACGAGGCCCUGCAGUCGGCCUCGGUGCCCGACUUCACCGUCCGUGAGACGGAUGCCAGGGUGGAGAUUGUCACCGAGCGGUUCCACCUCACUUACAGCAAGGUCGCGGACCGCUUCUCGCCGGGGAGCCUCUUCGCCCGCGUCUUCGGGCACACGAGCGACGUGUGGCGCUUCGGCGAGGAGCAGCAGACUCUCGGCGGGACGUAUCGCACGCUCGACCACGUCGAUGGACGCGUGGACAUGGGUCACGGCGUGGCUUCGCGAAAGGGCUUCGCGAGCGUCGACGACUCGCGCACGAUGCUCUUCACGCCAGACGGCAGCUUCAUUGCCCCGCGCCGGGAGCCCGUGGAGGGCCGCAUCGACGGCUAUCUCUUCUGCUACGGACACGACUAUCGCGCCGCCGUGCAGGCCUUUUACGCAAUCUCGGGCCCGCAGCCGCUUCUCCCUCGCUGGGCCCUGGGAAACUGGUGGUCACGGUACAAGGAGUACACGACCGAGUCGUAUCUGGAGCUCGUCCGCACCUUUCGUCGACACCGGCUGCCACUGUCGUGUGCCGUGGUCGACAUGGACUGGCAUCUUGUGAGCGACGACGUCGUCAAGGAGGCGGGCCAGUCCGGCUGGACGGGGUACACCUGGAACAAGGCAUUCUUCCCAGACCCAAAGGCCUUCAUCAAGGAGCUCCAUAACCAGGGACUCAAGGUGACGUUGAAUGAUCACCCGGCCGAGGGCGUGGCCAGCUACGAAGACAUGUAUGAGGCAGUUGCCCGCAAGCUGAACCUGGACCCGUCCACAAAGGAGACGAUCCCGUUUGACAUUACCGACAAGAACUUCUUGGCGGCGUAUUUCGACCCGCUGCUCAAGCACAUCGAGGACGACGGCGUCGACUUCUGGUGGAUCGACUGGCAGCAGGGACGAUACACGGACAUGAAGGACGUCGACCCGCUUUGGGUGCUCAAUCACUUUCACUACCAGCGCAACGCAGAGCGUCUCGCUCAGCGAAAGCGCGAUGACAGCGCCGAGCACCCGCUCAUCUUCUCCAGGUACGCGGGCCCGGGCAGCCACCGCUACCCCGUUGGCUUCUCGGGCGAUACGACCGUGUCUUGGGCUUCACUGGAAUUCCAGCCCGAGUUCACUGCGACGGCGAGCAAUGUCGGCUAUGGUUGGUGGAGCCACGACAUUGGCGGCCACAUGCUAGGCGAGCGUGACGACGAGCUGACUGCGCGAUGGGUGCAGUUUGGAGUCUUCUCGCCCAUCAUGCGCCUGCACUCGACCAAGAAUGAGUGGAUGUGCAAGGAGCCGUGGAAGCUGCCGGCGGGCUCAGGUCAAGGACCCCAGGAUACCGUGUUCAACUUCCUGCGCCUGCGACAUCGCCUCAUACCGUAUAUCCACACGAUGAAUGCGCGCGCCGCGGACAAGGACCACGGAGAGCCGCUGGUGCAGCCCAUGUACUGGGAGCAUCCCGAGCGCGACGAGGCAUACAGUGUUCCGAACCAGUACUACUUUGGUACGGAGAUGAUUGUGGCGCCGAUUACUUCGCCGCUGAACCGGGCCACCAAGACGGGCAAGGUGCGUGCGUGGCUGCCGCCGGGCAAAUACGUCGACUACUUCACGGGCGUGGUCUACGACGGCGACCGACAUCUGUGGUUCAACAGAACGCUAGACAAGUGCCCCGUUCUGUUGAAGCAGGGCGCCAUCGUGCCUCUCGACAGGGCCGAGGUUCCGGAGAAUGGCGGCAAGAACCCAGACCGGUUCGAGAUUGUCGUUGUGGUCGGGGCAGAUGGCCGGUUCGAGCUGCUGGAGGAGGACGAGGACGGCAUCACGAUCCCGCGAGAGGCGACCGAGUGGCCCGACUGGAUCCGGACACCCAUCGUCUUCAACCAGGCCGAAGGCACCAUCACCAUCGGCCCAACCACGGGCGGCCACCCGAGCCUUCGCCGCAACUGGUCUGUCCGCGUGCCCAGCGCCAAGGUGGCCUGGCCAGUCAAGGCUUCCUACACAGGCGAAGGGCCCGAGCCGGGCGUGUCCGUGGUCGACGACGUGGUGCAUGUCGACCUGCGCGACGUGCCACCGCGCUCGCCGGCGGUGAUCCAUCUAGGUGCCAACCCGCAGCUCGCCGUCAACAAGCCCAUGGAGCUCCUGUUUCCCAUUUUGUACAAGGCGCAGGUCGGGUACGAGCUCAAGGAGAAGAUUGAGGCCAUCGUCUCGAGGGACGACGUGCCGGCGUCGGCGCGCGCGAGCCAGCUGGACACGCUGGACAUGGACCCGGAUCUGAGGCUGUUGAUUAAUGAGUUUCUGUUUGCACAGUCGAGCGCCUAG
Molecule: messenger RNA, 2526 nt
Organism: Purpureocillium lilacinum
Lineage: Eukaryota; Fungi; Ascomycota; Sordariomycetes; Hypocreales; Ophiocordycipitaceae
Biological process (GO): carbohydrate metabolic process
Molecular function (GO): hydrolase activity, hydrolyzing O-glycosyl compounds
Source: RefSeq, a predicted model, not a curated record